Molecule: messenger RNA, 187 nt
Organism: Amoebophrya sp. A25
Lineage: Eukaryota; Dinophyceae; Syndiniales; Amoebophryaceae
Source: the annotation of a GenBank genome assembly
CUCUUUUGAGGAACGAGUACACGUAUGAAGAUGAAGGUCGGGAGGAUUUUCGGCAGUCUUCAUCGGGCGUACUAGAUGAGCGUGAGACUAAAAGCAAAAGGAGUCGAAGGGCGCAAAGUCUGUGGAGCGAGUACCUGGAAAUGCAAUCUGCGCUUCAAGACGAUUGCGGAGAACACCACUUUUUAAG